This is a messenger RNA of Parascedosporium putredinis, 204 nucleotides long. The record is from the annotation of a GenBank genome assembly. Lineage: Eukaryota; Fungi; Ascomycota; Sordariomycetes; Microascales; Microascaceae.
AUGCAGGACAUCUAUACCAAAAGAUUAUGGAAGAGUCAUUCGGCCUGGAUAGACAACCCUGUUGUCAAGGGCAUGGGUGGUUUUACCCUCUCCCCGUGGUGGUUCUAUAUCCAUCGUCGAAGCUCUUUAGUUACGAGCAGCGGUCUUGGCUUCUCAGGCAGGGCAUUCUCCCUGUCCGCGGCUACUCCUGCGAAGCUCGACUGA